UCGUGUCUAUGUGCGUAGUUUCCAUUUGUUUAAACCAAAAUUACAACUUAAAAUAAUACAUAAUAAUGUUUAUUACAUGAAAAAUGUGUAUACAUUUGUAAACUGAGUGAAAGUGUACUAGUGAGCUAUCUGAUAUAAGUGAUAUAUUUGCAGAUUGAAAAAAAGGUAAAUCAUGGAAGAUGGUGGACGAAAGUCAGACAAUGACAAUGGGAAUGCCUCAACAGAGUUCGUUUUACAUUGUCAGCCGUGCCUGAAAGACAAGAGGGAGAUCAGCGCCAAUGGUUUCUGCAAAAUUUGCAAGGAGUUUAUGUGUGAUCCUUGUAUAUCUGCCCACAAGAGGUUCGCCAUGUCAAGAAAUCACGUAUUCCUUACAAAAGAUAAAAUGCCUUCUUUUUAUACGAACAAAGACAAGGCUGAUUUUCUGCCUACCGAACCUUGUCAUGAACACACUAGUGAAAUGAUAAAGUUUUAUUGUCCAACCCAUGAUGACCUUGGAUGCUCAGACUGCGUUGUGUUACAUCACCGAAAUUGUAAGGUUGAGUAUUUGUCAGAGACAGCAAAACAAUACAAAGAGUCCGAGGAGUAUGAAACACUAAACGAAAACAUUGUACACAUGGAAACUGUGAUUUCCGCUUUAAACAACGAAGUAAACGAUUCCGAAGCGUUCGUAUCAGAAAACACAAAAGAAGAAAUACAGAAACUGAGGACAUUUAGGGCACGCAUCAAUCUUGUUCUGGAUACACGAGAAAAUAUGUUGCUGAAAAGUAUGAAAGAAAACGAGAUCAAACAAAAAGAGAUACUUUCAAAAUUGAGAUAUGGAAUAAAAGGCUUAAAACAGACUCUAUCAGAAACGACAACAGGCAUGCAUACGGCAGAAAAACAGUUACACCAGCAUUUUAUUUGUGCGAAAAUGGCCAAGAAGCAACUUGUGAAGCUGCAAGGAGAAAUCAAUAAGAUCAACGCAGAGAUAAUUUUGGACACGUCUGUUCGUUGCACAUUCCUAAAAGACAUACAAACGGAAGCUCUGAUCAACUCUUCAGACUUUUUCGGACGGGUCGAUUUCUCCAAUGAAGGUUUAGAUCUUAGAAGAAUAACAUCAGAGACAGACAUCGAUCUAUCUACUGUGGAAUGGACAAAAGAUGCCGAGCUGGACAUUUCCUGCACAGAAGACACAAACCGAUUCUUGAUAACAAGUUCCGCUUUCGUGGAACCAGGAAAAUGUAUUUUGGCCGACAUUGAGAAUGAAUGUGUUAAGCUUGUAGAUAUCAACGUCAACAAGGUCUUGUCACGUAGUGAAUUGAUUGGAGACCCUUGGCAGGUGUGUGCCCUCCCUGGCGGUCACGCAGCUGUUGCUCUUCCAAGUGCAUGCAAAGUACAAUUUGUGAGCGUUAAGAACGAUUCAGUAAUUGCUGGGACAAAUUUCGACGUUUCCGGUUCAUGCUAUGGACUAGCAUACACUGAUAAAAGCCUUUUUGUAUCCUACAGACAUAAGAAAAAUGCACCAGCAUGUUCGUAUGUAGAAAGACUAUCGAUGACUGGAGAAGUGUUGCAAUCGAUGACAACAAAUGCUUCAUCUCCACGUUAUCUAACCAUUAGCUCUUCUUCAAUUUACUUGACUGGUGAUUCUGCUGUUAAACGAAUCAUUCAACUUGAUUUCAACGGAAGUUUGCUGAACACAUAUGACGCUCCGAUACUAUACUGGCCAUAUGAGUCCAUCAACAUCGGAAAGGAACGAAUACUAGUGUUUGCUCGCAGUCAUUGGCAUGUAGUUUUGAUAAACGGAAAGGAGAGGGACCUGAAAGUUAUCUUAUCUUUAAAAGACCUUGGGUUCCAGAAUGACGGGUACAAUUUAUCAUUCUGUCCAGUGAGCAAAAAACUUCUGGUUGGAUUGGAUGUCUUCAGUGCUGUUAUUUAACGUUGAUUAAAACUACUUUGAUUGGUUCCGUAUGACUGUAGGACGGUUUGUACGUUACCGAUUGUUUUAAUGUUUGGUGUUAACGGAAGAUACAGUACAACGAAAUUUUGUAUUCCAUUUAUUCAUCUACAUAAUAACGCAUCAUCGUUAAACCUACGUUAAGAUGGAAAGGAACGUGAACUAAUAAUUGGUUCCGUAUCACUGUAGGCUGGUUGGUACGUUACCGAGUGUUUUAAUAUUUGGCGUUUCACGAACUAAAUUUUUUAUUCCAUUGAUUCAUCUACAUAAUUAUGUACACCAAGAACAACUGUAUAUGCCUAGCAGUAUAACAGUGUAAUGAAACUCUAGAGGCGAGAGUAUCAUAUUACUUACUCUAUACAUUAAAUACCAGAACACCGAUCAUGCGGGAAAAGGACAUCUUACGCAUUAUCAUAAAAUCUGUAAUAAGAUGAAAAGAAACGUCUUAUAUGUGUGGUCAUAUGUACUAAAGGAAACUAUAUAAUUUAGCGCACUGUAUACUAUCUAGACUCUAAGUAGAUUAUUAUUUCGUUCAUGUUUUUCUGUGAAAUAAGGUGUCUUAUCAGUUAAAAUAAACAGUGGAAGUUUCACUGCAAGCUUAGAAGCGAAAAUAACAACUUCAUUUACUACUUUUUAAAACAAUUGCUUUUACUUCCCUUUGAUCAACUGAGUAUCUCACUUUUAACACGGAACAUUUGUACAAAAUUAUAACUACAUAAUAAAAUGAACAUUACUUA
Molecule: messenger RNA, 2670 nt
Organism: Mya arenaria
Lineage: Eukaryota; Metazoa; Mollusca; Bivalvia; Myida; Myidae
Exons: 3
Coding region: 173-1915 (580 amino acids)
Source: RefSeq, a predicted model, not a curated record